UGAAAAUCACGUGUUUAUGUUUGUAUGACUUAAUCGUGUAUUGAAUGGACAGACAGUGAAGUGGUGUCCAGCCUAUCGGUCCCUUCAAUGCCUUUAUAUGAGUUCCGUUACGCGCCGUAUGUCUGGCGGCUAUUGAAUGGUGUCUUCUGUGUCUAUAAACCGCACAAUAAGUCCAUUCAAUCCACUCGCAGGUCAUUACUAUCCAAACUCUGCGAUGAUCUCAAUGCCAUGGAGUGUCGGCCCGCAAGAGAGUUGGUCCACAUCUCCGGUCAACUGUCGAGUGGCGAGAGUCUGACGGUUGAGACGAAACCCAGUUUUGCGGACAACCCUCUGGUUGUGGGCCAACGAUACCAACCGCAAGACAUUUCGCUCACAAUCGCCAAUAAUCCGGGUUUCUUCGCGUCCGGUGUUGUCAUCGCAUUCAUCGGAAAAGCGGCCAAAAAGAUGUAUGACUUCCAGAGGGGACAGCAUUUGAGAGUUUAUGAAAUCAAAGGCCGAUUCGGUUUCGCGACCAAUAAUUUCCGAUCCGAUGGACGCAUAGUAGAGAAGUCGCGGUUUAAACACGUGACUGAUGUCCACAUCGGACGAGUGAUCAGCAAAAUACAAGCAUCGCAUCAGACGCUUAUGUUUAAGACAAUGGGAGUGGACCUCAAGAGCGAAGAGGCGUACGAAAUGGCGGCCAAAGGGAUGAUCAGACCCGCCAUUCGCAAGACAACGCCUGUCAUAUACGGCAUCCGUUUGACGGACUUCUCUUCGCCCGACUUCACACUCGAAGUCCAGUGUAUCAACGAAUUCGACGAAUUCCUGGUCGGACUCAUCCAUGAGAUCGGACUUAAGCUGAGGACCAGUGCGAUGUGUACUCGACUGCGAGUCAUACGUUACGGUCCCUUCACUGUCGAGAACUCUUUAUUAUUGAAACACUGGACGUGUGAACACAUCAUCGAUAAUAUACAGACAUGUGAACAGCUAUUAAAACCCCAAUUCUUCGAACCCCUGUCCCCUGUAUUGAGUGACCCGACGGCGCUCUCAGAUCAUGAAAUCUUUUUGGAAACACUUAAGAAAAGCGGAGAAAUAAUCAAAUAAAACAAACAAAACAGUCGUUUAAUUCAUAUAUUCUCAACAAAAGGCAUGUCUUUAGCACACCUGUAGUGAUGAUAUCUGGCGAACGUUUCGGCCACCAGUAGUGGGAAUAUAAGGGACGCGUCGGCGUAUAUUUUGACCGGUUUUGCCUCUCUCUUAAUCUUACCCCACGAAACGGCUUCGUCAGGUCGGGCGCCGGCAUCGCUGCCAUCGAACUCAUUGGCCGUGUUUAUGAAGACAGAAAAGUCGGCGCCGUUUCGCUAUUAAAUGCAAU
Molecule: messenger RNA, 1354 nt
Organism: Oppiella nova
Lineage: Eukaryota; Metazoa; Arthropoda; Arachnida; Sarcoptiformes; Oppiidae
Source: the annotation of a GenBank genome assembly